Amblyraja radiata (thorny skate) is the source of this 1933-nucleotide messenger RNA. Its product is annotated as thiamine transporter 2-like. Gene Ontology annotation, molecular function: vitamin transmembrane transporter activity. The record is from RefSeq and is a predicted model, not a curated record. Gene Ontology annotation, cellular component: plasma membrane. The transcript has 6 exons. The coding region runs from base 81 to 1583 and encodes 500 amino acids. Lineage: Eukaryota; Metazoa; Chordata; Chondrichthyes; Rajiformes; Rajidae. Gene Ontology annotation, biological process: transmembrane transport; vitamin transport.
ACUUGGAGAUAGGCACAAAGUGCUGGCGUAACUCAACGGGUCAUAACACUUGGAGAACGGAUUAGCUCUUGCCUGGAGCAAUGAUAAAAUGCUGUAAAUCCAUGGACUGCUGCAAACCAGUGAAUAGCAAUAGAUGGCUAUACCCCACGCUGCUUCUUUGUGCCUAUGGAUUCUUCUCAACAAUGAGACCUUCGGAGCCUUUUUUAAUACCCUAUCUUGUUGGACCUGACAAAAAUUUAACCAUUGACCAGGUUACAAAUGAAAUAUUUCCAGUAUGGACCUACUCUUACAUGGUAGUAUUAAUCCCUGUCUUCUUGGUCACAGAUUAUCUCAGAUAUAAACCUAUCAUAAUCUUACAAGGAAUGAGUUUUAUUACUACUUGGCUAAUGCUCCUAUUUGCGCAGGGGGUCCUGGCCAUGCAGUUCUUAGAAUUCUUCUUUGGCAUUGUGUCUGCAACUGAAGUAGCUUAUUACUCGUAUAUUUACAGUGUUGUCGAUUCAGACCACUACCAAAAAGUGACCAGUUACUGUCGGAGCGUUACAUUGGUUGCAUACACCCUAGGCUCCAUUCUCGGACAGGUUUUAGUCUCAGUUGGGAAUGUAUCCUACUUCAUUCUAAACGUGAUUUCACUGGUUUCAGUGUCGCUGGCCUUCCUUGCUUCCUUCCUCCUACCAAUGCCCAAAAGAAGCAUGUUCUUCCACAAGAAAGAAGCCAAAGACAAUCAGGUCCUGCCAUCUACUGAAGACGUCAAGCCUGCCUCCGGAAAUAUUUGUCCUCAGAAUGAUCUAGACACAGCAGCCACCUCACGUUGUCCAGCCAGCUCGCGUGAAGGUGACCCUAGUCUGGUGAAAGCAACCGAACGCAAGGGCAUGAUGAAGGAUCUCUUCCAACUGUGUUCUGAUUUCAAGGAAAGCUAUUCCUCUCCAAAAAUUAUCUACUGGUCUGCAUGGUGGGCAUUGUCCACCUGUGGGUACCUGCAAGUUGUCAAUUAUAUCCAGGUGCUGUGGGACUACGUUGAACCAUCCCAAAGAAACACGGUAUACAAUGGCGGCGUGGAAGCUGUGUCGACCUUUAUGAGUGCUGUCAUGUCCUUUGCUGUGGGCUUUGUAAAGAUGGAUUGGGCAGUGUGGGGAGAACUGGCCCUCGGCAUCUUCUCAGUGGUGGAUGCUGGUGCUUUAUACACUAUGGAUCGUGCAAACAAUAUCUGGGUUUGUUAUGCCAGUUACAUUGCUUUCAAAGCAUCCUACUUCUUGUUAAUUACCAUAGCAACGUUCCAAAUAGCAGCUAACCUGAGUGUGGAGCGCUACGCUUUAUUGUUUGGGGUAAAUACCUUUGCGGCUCUACUUCUGCAGACCAUUCUGACCAUCAUUGUUGUGGAUUCAAGAGGCCUUGGUUUGGAUAUUAUCACCCAGUUCCUUGUUUAUGGGACAUACUUUGCAGCUAUAGCAGGACUUUUCCUCAUCAGAGGAAUUUACACCUUUUAUCAAAGUCGACAGAAAAGAACUCGGCAGGAUGGGUCAGAGGUCAUCAAUGAAAACACUUCACCAUCUGGAACUGAGACAUACCUUGCAGAACGAUUUUGACAUUUUGUCCAUUGAAAAGUGUUGGACUUUUGUUGUUAGCAUUUCUCACUCAAUCCUCUUGGUCAGGUGGCUAGAACAUUUGUCCAGGGAUAUCUGCAAAGAUCACAUUCAAUUAGUUACUCAUUAAGAAGAUAAAGGACCAUUCAUGGGAUUCAAUCCAAUGCAGGAAAUCGGUUAUUUAGAGUGUUUAAACACAUUCCUUUCAGCCAAGGGUGUUUUAUUGUUAGAUACUAGACAAAGUGGGACCCAUUGGGUCCAGUCCCCCCAACACGCGGUUGCGUGGGGAGGGGGUGGCCUGCGGCAUCACACACACACUGACCAACCCCUCGCACACACAUUAACCACCCCCA